AUGGGCCCCUGUACCGCCUCCCCAUGCUGCUGCCAGGCCCGUAAUCUGCCAUGGGCCCCUGUACCGACUCCUCAUGCUGCUGCCAGGCCCGUAAUCUGUCCAUGGGCCCCUGUACCCGCCUCCUCAUGCUGCUGCCAGGUCCAGAGUGUGUCAUGGGUCCCUGUACGGCCUCCCAUUGCUGCUGUCUCUAUCGCCACACUCUGCCAUGUGCCACUUUCAGGUCUCCUCACACUGCUGGUGGUUUCCAUUUUUGUCAUAGGGUUGCUGUAUAUGGCCUCCCAUUGCUGCUGCUGCCUCCACCGCCACACUGUGGGCUCCACACUCUGGUUUUGGCCCCGUGACUGCCCAAAUGAAGUGAAGUGUGCGGUGAUUCUAAGAUCGACAGGCACUCAUCUGCAUGUCAUAAACUGAACUGACAGUGAUUUAGUUCUCUUCCCCAGCAGACUCCAAGUUUCCAAAGGACAUUUAAAUAAAGGUACAGUGACUCUGCACUAAUAUUA
This is a messenger RNA of Staurois parvus, 500 nucleotides long. The record is from the annotation of a GenBank genome assembly. NCBI's taxonomy places the organism in Eukaryota, Metazoa, Chordata, Amphibia, Anura, Ranidae.